AUGGGUGACUCUCCCUAUCUCCAUUUUAAACGCAGCGAGUCGUCCGAAGACGUUGUUUCAGGCAUUCACCAGCGUCCACCGCCUUAUUCUCCACAUGGCUCCGACAUCCAAGAUGACCUUAGUGGCGAACAGUCGCCUACAAAUGGGUCUUCACUGAACCUCGCUGAUUCGGGCCUUCCGAAGAAAAAGACCCGCUCCCGAACGAUAUCAAGUCUCACAGCCGAACAACUAGCUCGCAAACGGGCACAUGACCGAGAUGCACAACGUGCCAUUCGUACUCGGACAAAGAAUCAAAUCACAUCAUUAGAGUUCAAGGUCAAGGAACUUGAAAAUGAAAAGGGGGAAUGGGAGUUUAAGACAUCUGAACUCAGGAAAGAACUAGACAAUGCACUGGAUGCGUUGGAUAGUAUUAAAAGGAAUGGAAUACAACCACCGCCCGUGCCGGGUUCCACCACUUCGUCGGGGAUCGUGGCAAGGCCCGGACUGGCGUUGAGUAGUAAAUCGCCGGUUAGCGUUAGGGCUGAAUCUGUUGGACACCCUGGAUAUGUCGAAUCGGAACACGGAAGUGAUAAUAUUGCACUGUCGAGUAACGGGAAGGAUGCACCUGCUGGAGCAAUGAGCCUGGAUUUCGUGUGUCAUGGAGGGUUUAAGCCGAAUGGGUAUCGACAAAUACAAGAUCAGCCAUAUGAGUACACGGCCCGGAAGCGGUCUCUAGCAGAUUUGACAAGUAGCGCAUCCAGUGAUGGUAUGUAUCUCUCUGGUUAUCCGGUCGUGAGGAACUUUCAAGCAGAAAUCCGCCGACGUAUAUCUGGUGCUCAGUCGCUACUUACUAGCUCACCAGUUUCGACUGUCUAUUCUAUCCCUAGCGUGCAGUACCCAGGGACCUACUGCGUCCGCGCAAACGGGCAUUGGGAGGUCAUGCCACGUCAUUUACCGCCUACCUGUAUUCUUGACCGCGUCUACCUCGAGUUUCUAGAAGAGCAGGCGAGAUUACAUCGUGUUAAUGGAACACCGUUGUCUGUUCUUGCAGGGCCGCCACAGCCAGAUAUUACAUUUAUUGUUAGUCCUGGGUCAAGGCCGCCGAGAAAUGGACUGACGCAGGUGAUGGCGGCUAUCGUGGAUACUUUUGGGGAUUUGGUGGAGCUACCGGAGAGGGUUGCUAUUGUUUAUGUGCUGUAUAUUUGGAUGAGGUGGGCUAUCAACCCGACACAAGAGAGUUACGACAACAUGCCGGAGUAUAUUAAGCCCCGCCCUUCACAGUUAUUUACGGCUAGACCCAUCUGGUUCGAUCAUAUGCCAUGGCCAAUGUCCCGUGACGCCAUGGCCAAACACCCCGAAAAAUACAAUAACACCGAAUUCAGCAUCCCUUACACUGGCACAUUAUCCGUAAAUUGGCCAUACGACCCCAUGUCGACGGUUAUGGAGCAAUCAACUAACGAAUACGUUAUCAAUCCGAUGUUCGAAACUCAUAUUAGGAAAAUAGAGAACUGGAGCGUGGGAACUAAGUUUGCCGAGUUGUAUCCUGAUCUAGCGCCGCAUGUUAAGAUUGUGGACCACUCGCCGGGGAAGAAGUUUGAUAUGAGAAUUUUCGAUGUUGGGGUUAACGUCGUUGGAUAG
Orbilia oligospora ATCC 24927 is the source of this 1617-nucleotide messenger RNA. RefSeq lists its product as uncharacterized. Gene Ontology annotation, molecular function: DNA-binding transcription factor activity. Gene Ontology annotation, biological process: regulation of DNA-templated transcription. Bases 1 to 1617 code for a protein of 538 amino acids. Lineage: Eukaryota; Fungi; Ascomycota; Orbiliomycetes; Orbiliales; Orbiliaceae. The transcript is spliced from 4 exons. The record is from RefSeq and is a predicted model, not a curated record.